Molecule: messenger RNA, 572 nt
Organism: Colias croceus (clouded yellow)
Lineage: Eukaryota; Metazoa; Arthropoda; Insecta; Lepidoptera; Pieridae
Product: cytochrome c oxidase subunit 7A, mitochondrial-like
Exons: 3
Coding region: 93-479 (128 amino acids)
Biological process (GO): regulation of oxidative phosphorylation; mitochondrial electron transport, cytochrome c to oxygen; mitochondrial respirasome assembly
Source: RefSeq, a predicted model, not a curated record
UAUCUAUAUUCCAUAUUCGAUUAGGUACUUGUUUCGUAACAGGUCCACUCCGCUGAAAUACAGAAUUUAAGUUGUACUGUGAUUAUCCAAACAUGUAUCAUCAACUGAACAAAGUUACCGGCAGGCUCGUAGCUGCCUCCAACCUCCAGGCGCCACUUUUCCCAGUGGCUCCCAUUGCUUUGCAACGAGUGGACCCACCAGCAAUCCAGUACAACACUGCACAGAUGUCGACUGUCUCCGAAGCUUGCUCGACUGCUCCAAGACGGAUGAUCCCUGGUACCAACGAAGCCUACUCCCCCCUGUCUCCCAAAAUCCGUGAACGUCAAGAACGCUUCCAGAAAGAGGAUGACACGCCAGUCUUCUUGAAGGGAGGUCCCUUCGAUGGUAUCUUGUACCGUUUGACUCUAAUCUUGUGUGUUGCUGGAAUCAUUGGAGUUGGACACACAGUCUAUAUCCACGCUGUACCACAGAAUAAGUAAAUUAUUCAAAUGCACAUGCAUGUGAUAAACAAACGUAGUUAAUUCUGUAUAAUUUAUGUAACAAGGAUCAGUAUAAAUAUUAAAGAAAAGAAA